Molecule: messenger RNA, 774 nt
Organism: Talaromyces atroroseus
Lineage: Eukaryota; Fungi; Ascomycota; Eurotiomycetes; Eurotiales; Trichocomaceae
Exons: 3
Coding region: 1-774 (257 amino acids)
Source: RefSeq, a predicted model, not a curated record
AUGGCGGUCACCGGAUUGAGUUGGAGAUGGCUGGUGACGUUGUUGCUUGGCCUAGUAUUUACAUCGGUCAACAUCGCGAAUCGUUUCCACAACACUCAAACUCACAUAUUUCAUGGGCAUGAAUACAACACAGAGGGACAUCCCAACAUCUUGGCCCUUCGCAAGAAGCUUUCAGGAACCUGGCGCCUUGAAUCAUAUGAACUCAAAAUCUACGGGCCUAUGACUAUCACACGAUAUCCGUUGGGCCCAGAGGCAACAGGUUUACUCACGUAUAGUCCUGAUGGAUACAUGUCGGCACAUCUAAUGCGGCCCGGGCCUGAGAUGUUCGAUAAAGUGGCAUAUCAGUUCGGAUCCGACAAAGAAAUGGCCAACGCGGCGAAACAUAAUCUUGCAUACGCUGGUACUUACGAUGUGGGAUUUACGAGGGAUUUGGUGCCAUAUAUCAACCACACAGUGGAAACUUCCCUUUUCCCCAACUGGCUGGGUACCAACCAAACUCGUCUUUUGGAUAUGGAUGGUGAUCACUUGACACUGCUGCCAGGCGAGCUGUAUACGUGGAUGUACUUCUUCGCAGAACUGCACUUGGACGGUUCUGGAAUAGCAGUGCUUCCAAUCGCGUGGCAUGUAACCAUAGCAAACUUGACUGGCAUGUCUGCUGUUACUCGCCCGGUCGCGUACGCUACUAGAACAGGAAAAAGCUUCCGGUUCAGUGACGAGGGAACGGAAUGUUUCGUUCCUCUCAGUUUUGUUAUUGGAGGUGAAGGUGGACAUUAG